Gossypium raimondii (Peruvian cotton) is the source of this 1941-nucleotide messenger RNA. RefSeq lists its product as uncharacterized. The record is from RefSeq and is a predicted model, not a curated record. NCBI's taxonomy places the organism in Eukaryota, Viridiplantae, Streptophyta, Magnoliopsida, Malvales, Malvaceae. Bases 193 to 1434 code for a protein of 413 amino acids. The transcript is spliced from 17 exons.
AAACUCGAAACCCGAAAAAGUUGAAGUACCCACUCCGGUUCCAAGUAUUUUCAAUUUUCAAAUUUGUCCACCGCUUUAAUUUUAAAGACUUAGUCUAGUUUUUAGAUUAUAAAGAUUAGAUCUAUCUGUUUAUCUCCUUCCUCGCUCUCUUCUCAGACAAAAUACAACCAGUUUCUCUCAAUCUCUCUCGCAAUGCCGGCAACUGAUGCAGAAUUGGAUCUCCCUCAGCCUUCUCAGUCCGCCUUCUCUAUCGGAGAGUAUACAUUUGCAGAUGCUGGAAACUUGGACCACUGUACAAAGUACUUGAACCAGACGCUCGUUACCUUUGGCUUUCCUGCUUCUCUCGAUCUCUUUGCCAAUGAUCCGGUUUCGGUCGCGAGGACCUGCAAUUGCAUAUAUUCAUUGCUGCAGCAGCGGCAGCGCGACAUUGAAUUUAGAGAGUCUGCUAAUGAGCAAAGACAACGAUUAUUAUCAGAUAUCUCAAGAUUAGAGGCAAAAGUUGAGAGGCUUGAUGCACAGUUGCAAGCUAAAGAUAGAGAGAUAGCAACAAUUACUAGAACGGAAGCCAAAAAUACUGCAGCUUUUAAGGCACAGAUUGAGAAGCUACAGCAAGAACGAGAUGAAUUUCAGAGGAUGGUGAUUGGUAAUCAGCAAGUGAGAACUCAACAGAUACAUGAAAUGAAAAAGAAGGAAAAGGAGUACAUAAAGUUGCAGGAGAGGCUGAACCAAGUCUUAAUGGAAAAGAAGAAGGAAUCAAGAUCAGGAAUGGAAAUAAUGAAUUUGCUUCAGAAAGAAGGGCGGCAACGUGGGACCUGGAAUGGGAAGAAAGCAGACAAUGAUUUCUAUAAAAAGAUUGUGGAUGCUUAUGAGGCAAAAAAUCAAGAACUGAAAGCAGAAAAUGCUGAUUUAAGAGCAUUACUGCGCUCAAUGCAGGUAGAUAUGCGUGAUUUCUUUAAUGCUCCUAAUGGGUUGCCAAAGCAAUCUUUGCCUGUUAGCGAAAGACAUGAAAAUGAUCCAUCACAAUCGCCACUUGGUGGGAGGACGGAUGUCUUUGAUCUUCCUUUUCACAUGGCUAGGGAUCAAAUAGAAGAAAGUCUUCGCACUAAGAUGGCUUCUGUAAAAGAGCGGAUGGUUCAAUUACAGGAUGCGCAAAAAGGUGCUGAAGUCACUUCUGAAGCAACAGAGAGGGAGCUUGAGCUUGAAGCUCAACUUGUUGAAGCAAGGAGCAUAAUCCAGGAGCAGGUAGCCAAGUUUGCCAAUCAGAAAACACAUUCGGCAUCCAUCAUGUCCAAACAUCUUGCCACGGCAGACAGACCAAGGGAAUCUAUUAUUCCAUCGCCAGCUGAGAUACUGAGGAUGCAUGAGGUUAUGCCGAAGGUGCCCGAUUUCUUCCUCUCUAGGGCUGGUGAUCUGGAAUUACAUGAGAGAUGUUGAUGGGGUUUAAAAUUGCUAGGCUUAUGAUGUAUUCGCUGUAUCUUUGUUCCACCUUGACCAGUUAUUCUAUAAUCCGUAUCCUCUCUAGCUGUUCCAGAUUGAGACCAAUUCAUUGCUUUUAUUUAACAUGAAUUCAUCUUUGCAAAAGGUUUUACCUUGAGAAGUGUCAGAUUCUUAACCAAGGAGAUAGGGGGGUAUAACAUAAGAAGCCUAAGGUCCGUGUCUGCAAAUCAACUGAAGUUGGUUCUUUUGAAAAGGUGUGCAGCAGUAAGCUAGCUAGUAAAUCGUGGAGUCCAAUAUGGUAUUCAGAUUGUAGUAACUAAAUUAAGGAUCUAUCCUGAAGCUGUAGUGUAAAAGUAAUUAGUUUUUAGGAAUCUUUGGUUGUAUUUGUAAAUUAUAGGCUCACUGAGAUUUCUUUAUCUAUUUGUAUCCCAUUCUUGUUUUAAGUAGAAGAACACUCCUCUUGUGUAUUGAUAUUGGUAGUUUGAUGCACUUUGCUUGCCAUAA